AUGGGUGACGGUACAGAGUCCAUUACGCGCAACAUUGGCAACCUGCUCCUUGAUGGCAGAUUUUCAGAUCUGAAGAUCAUAUGCCAGGGCGAAGAAGUCAAAGUCCACCGCGCCGUGGUGUGCAACAGGUCUGCAGUCCUCGCCGAAGAGUGCGACGGUGGAUUCCUGGUAAUUUGACCCUCGCAUGCUCCUCUUGAGAUUCUCACUGAUUCCGCAGGAUGGGGAGUUUCGCGUGAUCAAGCAUUCACUCUUUGAUGCGGACACGCUUAAGCGCUUGCUGCACUUUCUGUACCGGGGGAGCUAUACCCUCAAAGACGCCGACCAUAACGACUCUGCUGAGUCGUCUCCCGGCAUUGCCGCCUCUGCGCAACAGACCUCGCAGCACCAGCUCGCUACGCCACAGCAGCCCUCGAGCGAGACCACCGAGAGGUCGCUCUCAGAUUCCAAAACAGAUGGCCUCCCAACGGCAGAGGAGCCUGAAUCUCUGGGACAGGCCGAGGCUUUUGUUGCGCAUGCGUCCGUCUUCGAAGCUGCAAGCCACUACGAUAUCCCGGAGCUAAAGGCCUCCGCGCUCGCGAAUUUCAAACAAGAGAGGGAAAAUCUAAGCUCACUUACCACCGAUGAGUUCACCACCAUUGCGUUUAUCGUCUAUCAGAAAUCCGUCGCCCCGGCCCUGCGUUCUGAAGUCUUGAAGAUAGCCAUUAAGCAUAGACACAUGUUGCUGCACGACGACGAAUUUGUCAAAGUCAUGCGCGAGGAGCAGGAACUUCGAUUAUUCGCCACGGACUUCCUGCGACACUUCAACAAAUGGCACGACUUGCGGAUCGCGCAGGAGCGUCGAUCCUUCGAGACCGAAUCCCGGCAGCUCAGGGAAGACAAAGCGGCCGUCUCCGCAGAGCUGGCCACCGUCAAGAGCCAACUCCGUGCCGCGAAUUCUCACCUCGAAAUGGAGAAGCGACAAGUUACGCAGCUCAAGGCACUCAACGAGAUCGAGUCUUGUCGGCACUGCGGAUUCGCUUUCACGUACGGCUUAGAGGGCGACGGUCCAGGUCAACACCUGGCACGAUGUUUCUAUUGCGGCACCAGGCAUCGCAUGCCAUUCUAG
Molecule: messenger RNA, 1105 nt
Organism: Lecanosticta acicola
Lineage: Eukaryota; Fungi; Ascomycota; Dothideomycetes; Mycosphaerellales; Mycosphaerellaceae
Source: the annotation of a GenBank genome assembly